This is a messenger RNA of Durusdinium trenchii, 366 nucleotides long. Lineage: Eukaryota; Dinophyceae; Suessiales; Symbiodiniaceae. The record is from the annotation of a GenBank genome assembly.
AUGAUUCUACAAGCCCUUCGGCCGCUCCGCAGCCACCCCUCGCCCUGGACAUGCUGCCUUGGACCGGGUGGGCUCUCUCUGGACGUCCAGUCGUCGCGUGGCAUUCCUAGCGGUGUGUUUGCGGCUGGCUGGUCCCAAUUCCAGCGCCGAUCCCAAGCUUUGGCGCAUCGCCAAGACACCAUUGACUACUUGAACCUUGCAGAGUUGAACACCUUUUGCACCAGGAUGAAGAUGCACAUCCAGUACGAUAUUUUUGAUUGGGCUACAAAGCCAGUGCGUUUUGUCUUCUCACAGGAAAAGAGCUACACCUCACAUGCACAGCAGUUAGGCUCCUACACCGACAAAGCUCUGGGCGGCUUUGCCUGA